This is a messenger RNA of Desarmillaria tabescens, 2792 nucleotides long. RefSeq lists its product as uncharacterized. NCBI's taxonomy places the organism in Eukaryota, Fungi, Basidiomycota, Agaricomycetes, Agaricales, Physalacriaceae. The record is from RefSeq and is a predicted model, not a curated record. The transcript has 8 exons. The coding region runs from base 246 to 2438 and encodes 730 amino acids.
CGUGAGCUCGGAGUUCCUGUUGCGGCAUUUUUCACUUGGCCGCAAGCAUUUACAUCUUGGCGCUAGUGUUGGGAAGUACAGGGCUGUGCUGACCUUUCACUAUUAGUGGCGUUAAUGCGGAAUUAAUACACGCGAAUACCUCAACGGUAUUGAAGACUGAGUGCCGUGGGUAGUCCUUCGAAGCAUGGAGUGUCCGCUUGAUCCAGUUCGGGACCACUUUUCUUUUACAGCAUCCACGCAAAGACAUGGUCAUUACUCGUACCGUCCUCGUCGACGACAGUCUCUUGCAGUAUAAUCCUUCCGUCGGAUCAUCCACAGGCUCUUCACAGUGGGACAUAGGCCAGGGUCAUACCAGUCAGUUUAUCAAUAGCAGUACACAUGACGCUGCGCACGACGGGCUUUCCUUUGCCUACUCGUUCUAUGGGACCUCGCUUGCUUGGACUGGCGUUCUUUGGGGAACGGAAGAUGUAUCCUUCUCCAUCUCUGUCGACGAUGGAAACGUAACAACAUGUAAUGCCAGCGGUGGUGAUGAAGAAUCGAACAUAUACAAACAACUCUGCCAAGUGAAUAAUCUAAGCAACAGCGCUCAUACGGUUAACGUUACAUGCAGAGGCGUCGACUCAGAAUCGCCUGUAUCCAUCGACUAUGUCACGUAUACUGUCGAUACGGUCUCCGGUUCAGUCCUACAACGGUUCAUGGUCGCAAACUCGGGUGAUACCUUCAAGACGAACGGUUCAUCAGGAGAUUCAAUCAUUUUCAGUCCCCACGGAGGCGGUGUACAUAGGAGCAAUUCCGCAGGUAGUAGGUUUACUUUUCAAUUUUCCGGUAGCGCUGUAUCGGUAUAUGGUGUUCAACAACUGGCGAGCGGGAACCUUGCCAUAUCUUUUGAGAUCGAUGGUUCAUCUCAAAAUGGUUUCAAUGUUAGUGGAAGCGGCAACAACGAUAAUGCCUUGGCAAAUCUUCCUUUACUCAGUGCUACUGAUCUCGUCCCGGGAGACCAUGAGGUGAUUGUCACUCUGACUGAGGUCUCCGGAGACCAGAUAUUCGAGUUGGACUACGUUCUUUACGAGCCGAUAUAUGGGGAAAGCGAAGAUAACGGAUCAACUACGUCCUCAGACGACGAGGGCUCUAAGAGCAACACAGGUACCAUCGUCGGCGCUGUUUUUGCAUCUCUUGUCGCGUUUGCUGUACUUUCUAGUCUUGCAUAUUGGUGGUGGAAGCGAAAACACCGUGCAAGCCGUGAUUUUGAGAUUGAUGGUACGAAGGAAGCGUUUCAAUACAAGAUCGUCCCCACAACUGAGUCGUCGAAAGGAAGCAUAGGCGUGACUACCCCACCGCCUGCUUUGAUUGCCCCUUCUACCAGUCCGCAAUUAUCUUCCCGUGACGUUCCAUUCUCUCAGGACCAAAAUGUCCCUCGUCAAGCUCAUCCACUCCCGCUUGAUGCGAACGGCAUUGACGCACACUCAUUGUCUGCAUCCCGCAGUCAGUAUACACAAAUAGCCAACACACCAACACCUCGUGCUUUCAAUAGCUUUGUCCAUAGCCCACCGACACUUUCUAGAGAUAUCCCCUUUGCACAAGAACAAAUCUCACCAACUCGCCAGCUAAAUUCGACGCCAUUGAGUACACAGGCAAAUCCUGUAGAGAACGUCUACGCGACCAUAGUAACGGGUACAAGUGACCGAAGGACUUCAUCGCAUAGCACCAAUGAUGAUCCACCUCCUGUUCCAUCAAAGGCCAUAACAGGGACUGCACGUUUGUCGUUUAUCCCCGAUAGGGAUGUCAUCGCCUCACAGUUAGCAAUCCUCGAAAAGAUCAAGCCACCCUCCCCAGAACCCAACAUUUUACAUGCCCCCAGCGCCUUCCCUUCAGCUAAAUUCAACCCCGUUCCCUCCCAAAGCGCGAAGUUGGACGAGGUCUACGCCAACAGAAGACGUAGUUUAGACGGCCCCAUUUCUGGUACCUCAUCAACGAGUCCUUCCCAGCAAGCAAAAUUACAGGGCACUGACUCGUUGAGCAAUGUGGGAACAAGACCAGGAACAGUAUCUGCCGCGAGUGAGGUCCUCCCUUCCCAGGCUGCGAAGCUUGAAAAAAUCCAGGAUCAAUUGCAACGAAUCACAAGCCCCACCGGCACCUUGUCGCCCACAUCACCAACUUCCUUGUUAUCGCCUUUCAGCUCUGUUGUUGCCUCCCAAGCCGCUAUCCUUGCCAAAAGACAGGAGAUGAUGCAGAAUUCUGCGGGCCCUGGACUGUCUUCUGACUCCGAACCUGGUGCUACAGUACCUGUACACGAUGCACAUGACGAGACUGGCGAGACGCAGGACCUGGAGGAAGAGGAACAGGUUGCCGAACUUCGGCGAAGAAAUGAGAUGCUCGUCAGGGAGAUUGCGAGACUGUCCGACCUCCCACCACCAGCAUAUACCGAUUCUUCUUCAUGACAUUUUUGUUUGGACUUGGACAGUUUCUUUCUAGUAUUUAUACGCAUCGAAACAUCAUGGUCGAGGACUCGAGUAGACACUUUAAAUACAUCUUUGUGCUGCGCACCGUCGCCAGGUACAGACACGACCUAGUACACCCAAGGGUGAGAAUAAUUUGUUCUUCCAAUAUUACCGGCAUCAAUUGUCAGCCAAUUUUUGGCAAUAAGCCCCUGGUCCAUGGGUACCGACAUCAAUUAUUGUUGCGACUGAAUGGUCAACUUGAUGGUCGAGAAGGGCCACAACAACAGGACCAAGGGCGCUGGAUUUGCCACCGGCACUGGAACGAGUAUGAUCGACGUGAGCGUUUGUUUCAUA